Molecule: messenger RNA, 873 nt
Organism: Sporothrix brasiliensis 5110
Lineage: Eukaryota; Fungi; Ascomycota; Sordariomycetes; Ophiostomatales; Ophiostomataceae
Exons: 1
Coding region: 1-873 (290 amino acids)
Molecular function (GO): acid phosphatase activity; metal ion binding
Source: RefSeq, a predicted model, not a curated record
AUGAAGUCCUCUGCGCAGUUCUCGGCUCUGGCCGGCGCCGUUCUCCUGGCCGCCACCGGCAGCCAUGCCGCCCCCACGAUCGACACCACCUACCCCUACACGGGCCCCGACGUGCCCGUCGGCGACUGGGUCGACAACACGCCCAGCGGCAACGGCCGCGGCUUCCCGCGCCUGGUGGAGGCGCCCGCCGUGACGCCUGCUUCCAAGAACCCGACCAACAACGUCAACGUCAUCUCGCUGGCGUACGUCCCCGGCGGCAUCAACAUCCACUACCAGACGCCCUUUGGCCUGGGCGAGGCGCCGUCGGUCGCCUGGGGCACGAGCGCGGCCGCGCUGACCAACACGGCCACGGGCGCGUCGCACAGCUACGAGCGCACGCCGCCGUGCUCGCUGGUGGCCGCCGUGACGCAGUGCUCGCAGUUCUUCCACGAGGUGCAGCUGACGGGCCUCAAGCCGGACACGACGUACUACUACCAGAUCCCCGCGGCCAACGGCACGACCGCGUCCGAGGUGCUGCACUUCACGACGGCGCGCGCCGCCGGCGACGCCAAGCCCUUUACCGUGGCCGUGCUCAACGACAUGGGCUACACCAACGCGCAGGGCACCUUCUCGCAGCUGCGCGCCCUGACCGACGACGGCACGCUGGCCUUUGCCUGGCACGGCGGCGACAUCAGCUACGCCGACGACUGGUACUCGGGCAUCCUGCCGUGCGAGGACUCGUGGCCCGUCUGCUACAACGGCUCCGACACGCGCCUCCCCCCCGGCGAGAUCCCCGGCGACGCCUACGCCAAGGCGCCCCUCCCGGACGGCGAGGUGCCCAACCAGGGCGGCCCCCAGGGCGGCGACAUGAGCGUGCUCUACGAGAGCAACUAG